CCAUUUCGCGGUCCGUUGGCCAGUCCACAAACACUCCCGCCUUUUGAGUUCUCGAUCACGGCCGGACUCAAUUGGAUCGCAGGGACACGCCAGACGACGGCUCGCUCGAAUUACACAUCAAAGACAUCGGAUACACGACAUGCUUAGCUGCAUAUAGUCGACGCCCGGUGCGCGCAACAUGACCGUUGGCGCCAUAGCAAUAUAGUUACAGCAGAAUGGACGAUCCAUGGGGUUCGCCAUGGGCUACAACAGAUGCACCAACAGACCACGGACAUAGCUUGACGAGAAAGAAAUCCGACCUCGAGCCUCCCAAGCGAGCCCUGCUCUCCGCCAGCAACUCGCCCCGGUUACCAGCCAUCACGGCCCCGUCGCCAUGGGCAGACGCUGAAGAUGGGUUCGGAGACUGGGCCGCCCCAGAUGGGUUGGGAACACAAACAACAACGGCUGCUCAGUCGGGAUGGACGGGUGGAUGGCGGUCUCGGAGUCCAAGUCUCGCGGCACCGUCCCGAGACAAUGGCUUCAGGUCUCGCAGUCCCAGUCUUGUCGCACCGUCGAGGGAGAAUAGCUGGAGGUCUCGAAGUCCCAGUUUGAUCGCACCGUCGCGGGAUAACGGCUUCAGGUCGCGCAGCCCUAGUAUUGCUGCAUCCGUCCGAGACGAAGAAUUUGCCAAAUCGAAUCCGAUCGCCUGGCCGGACAAUAUUGCUUCUUCGAAUUCACCCAUCGCGCCCGUACUUCGACAGCCGUCCCCUGAUCCGUGGGCCGCCGAAUACUCCCAUACACCGCACAACGAUGGUAGCAUCGCUCCGCGCUUGGUGAUCAACCUACCCCAAUCCAUUACCGAAGAAGAAGACGACGUCGACAAAGGGAAAUUACCCGAGCUGAACCCCGAUUGGGGGGACGAAGAGAAGGAUGCACCCAAGGACCAGGCGAACGAGGAAGAAAAGAGCGAGCCGACUGGGGCAAAGGCAGAGGAAGAGGCGGAAGUUGUUCAGAGCGUUCCAAUACGAGUCAGCGUGGAAUCGACUGCUAACAGUCAACCGACCCGUUCAACCUCUCCUUCUGGUGACGACACCGAUCAUGGAUACGAACGGCAAGAUUCGCCCAUCACCUCCAUCGACGAUGACUCCCGCGCAAGGCCACGCCUCACACGAAAACCCUCCGGUAUUGUGCAGGAACUGGUGGACAAGUUUGAUGGAAUAGCAAAAGCCAGGAGCCAGGAGCCUCCGGUGAUACGACGCGCACAAAGCAAAAGCUCACUGAGCCCCCAUCCCGACAUCUCGGAGGAGGCGUCGGACUUUGGUGAUUUCGAAGAUGCCCAGGUCAAGGAACCACGAAAGUCUCAAGCCCCAGAACGACCAUCCACGCCAGAAGAGGUUCAGAAAUCUUCUCCGCAGCACGGAUCCCCCCCUAUGACGUCCCCAGCGCAGUCGAUGGGCAUUCAUCUAGGCCAUAUGGACGAAUUGGUAACCAAAUUCGGCGCCCUGAAUUUCGAUAUCGACUUGUCAAAUGUAGACAAGCUGUUUGACACAUCCACCAACACCAAGCCGUUGUUCCCCUACGCAGACGUCUCGGAUCAUAUCAUUACCGACAGCUUUAACAGCAUCUCAGAGCGCAAGGCCUGGUACCGCAUAUCUCGUUUCGGAUCGUCGCGCAAACACAACGCGGGAGACGACGAAAAUUAUAGAAGGGUGGCAUGGCCGACAGCAACUGUAUGCCAGGAGACGCUUCAGACUGUCCGCCGAUGGAUGGAGGAAGACUCCAUCGCAGGCCGUGUUUCCCUGGGUGGAGGCAUAUCCAAGACGCAAAAGAACAUGUUUGGAUGGGAUUCUUCCGCGGAGCCAGUCACACUUGAUGCGAUUUUUGGAAAGAGAACUGUGCCUACCAGGCCUUCCUCCGUCCAACCGCUCCAGCCACCAAGUGCAUUUGGCCAUGUGGAUAAUUCACCCUUGGGCAACACUACGGUCAACUCUCUCAAACAUCAGCCACAUCGACCAGCGAGUCUUGAGCUACCACCAGUUGCCACAUUCAGCUGGAGUAGCGACUCCCCAGCUUCGGCGGGACAACCUCCCAUGACCGCGCCCCUACCCUUGACACCAUCUCAACCAGCUCCAGGCCCUUUCAAAGUGACUCCAAUGGACCUUGGAAUGUCUUCGAUUAGCGCAACAGCAGCCGCCGAGGAUAAUGAUGACGACUGGGGAGAGAUGGUAUCCUCGCCAUCGGUGAUGAAAUCGACCGUGGGCGGCUUCCCGGAUUUCAACGCACCAGUGUCAACGUUGACUCCAACUCGUGGCCCUACCCCAGGAUUACCAACGACCGAAUCCAUGUUCCAGUCGAACCCGGACCCGGUCUCGGUCACGCCUACACCUAAGGCAGGAACUGAUACCACCGUACCAGUUACAUCUUCGGCAGCGGAUCCUUGGGCGUCAGCAGACUUUUCCUUUUUCGAGUCCCCUUCCCGGCAACAAACUGGUCCCACGAAGUCCUCAGCAACGCCAAGCCGUCCUUCCUCCAUGAUCGCCGCCUCUUUCACCCAAACGGUUCCUGGCUCUUCGACUCAUUCCUUCGACUUAUCACGAGUGACUACUCCCGUUUCCUCCGCCUCAUCAGUCAUCGCGCCCUACUCUUCCAUGACUCGAAACAACAGUCCCAUUGCCGCAAAAGGAACGACUUCAUCGGCGAUAUCGUCACCCAUCGCCCGCCAAAUGACACCGACACAGGCAACCGGCGAUCUACAACAGGGCGAGCCAACAGAGGGCAAAGUUACGGUCAGCUCAAUUCUUGGUGGUCUACCAGACCUUUCUUAUAUGUUGCGUUGACGGUCCGAGAUCCGGCCACUGUCCUGUUGGACGAGCAUUGACGACAGAAGCCAACAGCCCCCAAUUCUACACAAUGCUGGGUGGCCUGCUUAAUACAUACAUUGUAAUUGUAAUCGUCGAAGGCGAUUUCUUGCUAUUCUCCCAGGCAUGCAUGGCGCUGGCGUUAUGGGGCGGAAGAUGAUGUUACCAUGUAAUCGAGAGUUGUGUACUACUGUACAGAAGCAAUGACAUACUUGUGUUGGGUCUGGGGCAGUCAAGCUAACGCUCCUUAGACUUUUUGUAUACCAUUUCCGUGUGUCGCAUUGGGAUCAAUGUCGUUUUUCCUUUUUGUCUUUGUGCGUGG
Neurospora tetraspora is the source of this 3159-nucleotide messenger RNA. RefSeq lists its product as uncharacterized. NCBI's taxonomy places the organism in Eukaryota, Fungi, Ascomycota, Sordariomycetes, Sordariales, Sordariaceae. Bases 216 to 2816 code for a protein of 866 amino acids. The record is from RefSeq and is a predicted model, not a curated record. The transcript has a single exon.